Molecule: messenger RNA, 330 nt
Organism: Ostreobium quekettii
Lineage: Eukaryota; Viridiplantae; Chlorophyta; Ulvophyceae; Bryopsidales; Ostreobiaceae
Source: the annotation of a GenBank genome assembly
AUGCCUCUGCAGCAAUUCUUUUCCAUUUGCAGCAUAUUUGUGCUGGGGGGAAAGUUUCACUUUUUUGUGAUCAUGCAGUGCUGGAUCGGAGUGUUCCGGUUACUGCACAGUUGCUGGACUGCUUUGCCACGUGAAAGUUUUCUCUGGUUUGGCACUCUAUUUGGAGAUGAGAUGGGAACAUGCCACACAAAUGCACCUUGUGCACCUUGCUAUCCGGUGCCCAACAUGGUGUCUCAUGUACGUGCUUGUGGUUUUCCUGUUGCAGUGAUGUCAACAAUAUUCGCUGUGUUCUUCAAACCCUCGUGGCAAAUUGUUCUGCUCAAUUGUUAG